Messenger RNA from Homalodisca vitripennis (glassy-winged sharpshooter), 1951 nucleotides. It is a transcript of the gene RtcB, whose product is annotated as RNA-splicing ligase RtcB homolog. Gene Ontology annotation, biological process: tRNA splicing, via endonucleolytic cleavage and ligation. The transcript is spliced from 11 exons. Bases 112 to 1632 code for a protein of 506 amino acids. The record is from RefSeq and is a predicted model, not a curated record. NCBI's taxonomy places the organism in Eukaryota, Metazoa, Arthropoda, Insecta, Hemiptera, Cicadellidae. Gene Ontology annotation, cellular component: tRNA-splicing ligase complex; nucleus. Gene Ontology annotation, molecular function: RNA ligase (ATP) activity.
AGGCAGAAAACUUUCUGUUACAUUACAGUGGCACAGUUGGGUUUGAUUUUGAGGUUAAGUAUUGUAUUUAUAGAGGUUGUAAAAAAAUAAAGUAUUUAAAAAAUCUAAACCAUGGUUGUUCGUCAAUACAAUGAAGAACUUCAAUAUUUAGAAAAACUAACUCCAAACUCCUGGAAGAUUAAAAAAGGUUUCCAACCAAAUAUGAAUGUAGAAGGAAUCUUCUAUGUGAACAAUCACUUGGAGAAACUGAUGUUUGAUGAGUUGCGAAAUUCUUGUCGCCCCGGCAUGGUCGGAGGUUUUCUCCCAGGUGUUAAGCAGAUUGCAAACGUGGCAGCUCUUCCUGGAAUCGUGGGUCGCUCUAUCGGACUACCUGAUGUGCAUUCUGGGUAUGGAUUUGCUAUUGGGAACAUGGCAGCGUUUGAUAUGGGUGAUCCCAAGUCUGUCGUCUCUCCGGGAGGUGUGGGCUUUGACAUCAACUGUGGCGUUCGCCUGCUGCGCACAAAUCUCAUGGAGAAGGACGUUCUUCCUGUGAAAGAGCAGCUGGCUCAGAGCAUGUUCGACCACAUCCCGGUGGGGGUGGGAUCCAAGGGGAUCAUCCCCAUGACAGCCCGUGACCUGGAGGAGGCCUUGGAGAUGGGAAUGGACUGGAGUCUGCGAGAGGGCUACGUCUGGGCCGAGGAUAAGGAACACUGCGAAGAGUACGGACGGAUGCUGAACGCUGACCCGAGCAAAGUCAGCAUGCGAGCCAAGAAACGGGGUCUGCCACAGCUGGGCACGUUGGGUGCGGGGAACCACUACGCAGAGAUACAAGUGGUGGACGAGAUAUUCGACAAGUCGGCAGCCAGCAAGAUGGGCAUCGAGAGCCAAGGGCAGAUCUGCGUCAUGAUCCACUCCGGCAGCAGAGGGUUCGGUCACCAGGUGGCGACAGAUGCUCUGGUGGAGAUGGAGAAGGCAAUGAAGCGAGACAACAUCGAGACCAAUGAUCGGCAACUCGCUUGUGCGAGGAUAAACUCGCCUGAAGGACAGAACUAUCUGAAGGCAAUGUCAGCCGCAGCCAACUUCGCUUGGGUCAACCGGUCCUCCAUGACAUUCCUGAGCAGACAGGCGUUUGCCAAGCAGUUCCGCAUGACCCCGGAUGACCUUGACAUGCACGUUAUAUACGACGUGUCCCACAACAUUGCCAAGGUUGAGGAGCACAUGGUAGACGGCAAGCAGAAAACUCUGCUGGUGCACCGGAAGGGUUCAACUAGGGCGUUCCCACCCCACCACCCCCUGAUACCUGUGGACUACCAACUGACAGGCCAGCCUGUGCUGAUCGGAGGCACCAUGGGGACCUGCAGCUACGUCCUCACAGGCACCGAGGUUGGCAUGCAGGAGACGUUCGGCUCCACCUGCCACGGUGCGGGCCGAGCGCUGUCACGGGCCAAGUCCAGGCGUAACCUGGACUACCAGGAGGUGCUGCGGAAGCUGGAAGACCAGGGGAUUAGUAUCAGGGUGGCAUCUCCCAAACUGGUGAUGGAGGAGGCGCCGGAGUCGUACAAGAAUGUGACUGACGUUGUGGACACAUGUCACGCAGCCGGCAUCAGCAAGAAGGCCAUCAAACUGCGGCCCAUCGCAGUCAUCAAGGGCUGAGUCGGCCCUUUCUCUCUACUGGAUUGUGGAUAUUCACCAAUGAAGUGGGCAAGACAACAAGUUCUGUGGUUUACACUUAUCCCAGCAUCAACAUUGUGGAACAUAAAAUACUUCCUGAAAACCUAAAAAUGUCAAAAUACUACUUCCUCUAUUCAGACAGCCUAUAUUUUAUUUGUAAUCAUUAUUUUCUGUACUACAAUUUUUCAUAUUCAACUCUUUAAUUUAUUGUUAUAGUUUUACUUAUAGCUUUUGUAUUAUUUUGUUUUUGUAAAUACAAGAUUAUUUUGAAUGCAACCACGUUUAUUGUCCUUGUUAAAGU